UGCGCAUUUUUGAUGAGCAGGGAGAUGAGACAUCAUGAACGAUGAAGAGGAUUUGUUGAACAUCCCAUUGAAGAAGCCAUUGUUUAAGAAGAAGAAGAAGGUGAGGGGUUCAAGAAGUGCAAGGAAGCAACUGCCAGAAGUAGAUGAUGAUUUUGGCGAUUUGAGUGUAUCCAAUGGUAAUAUAACAAUAACUUCUCGAAAGACCAAACCUCGCCAAACGUUUGUCAGAAACACAGAAAAGAGCACCACAAACGUUUCCAAGUGGGUGUCGGGGCAUUUUAAAGAGAUAGAGGAUACGGCUGUUCUAGGGAAGUUUACUGAAGGAGAUACUAUCACAGGUGCUGACUUGGAGGACUCUGAACCUGAACCUGAACCAAACGAAUCAAAAAGAUACAUUGAACAGCUUGUACACGAAUAUGAAAAUGAAAAUGACGACUACGAUGAAGAUAUUCCUAACAACUAUGCCACGAUAGAGCCUCAACCAGCCAAUGAUUUGGAAAUAAACAUUGAUGACGAGAUGGUUGAAGACGAGGAAACGGAGGCAGUGUUUGUAAACCAUCAAGAAACGAAAAGUGUAUUUGUGGAUGAAGAUAAAUACGAUCCACAAAUAGGUGACAGUGACGAAGAUAUUCCAAGUGGUACUGUGAGAGUAAUUGAGCCGUUGGAUGCCAGCCAAGAGCUCGCCAAACUAGAAAAAAUGCUUCAGGACUUGCAACUACGCAAGCGAACAGCUGAAGUCCAGAAGUCUUUGAAUGACAAAACUCUCGUUGAAAUUGACGAAAAACGCAAGAGUCUAGAUAGAGUACUAGACAGUGUAUAGGAAAGUGUUAUGAAAUGUACGCGCGUGCGGUCCACGACGUAACUUUGAGACCGACACUAAUC
This is a messenger RNA of Yamadazyma tenuis ATCC 10573, 882 nucleotides long. The record is from RefSeq and is a predicted model, not a curated record. Lineage: Eukaryota; Fungi; Ascomycota; Pichiomycetes; Serinales; Debaryomycetaceae.